AUGGUGUAUGGAUCUGAAGAACAUCAAAUUAUUCAUGAUGAUGAUGAUCUGUUUGGUUUCCUAACAACCGUUGAUAAAGACAACCGUAGAUCUCUUUUGUUAAUGGAGGAGACGAGUAGAGCAGAUCAGUUAAAGAAGGUGUCGAGAGUGGGCAUAAGUUCGUUUGGUAUGAACUACGAAGUGUUGCAGGGAAAUGAUGAUGUUUAUGAUGAAAUCGGACCUAAGGCCAUAACUCUGUAUGUAGAAAAUGGUCAAGCAGAUCAACAGAAGGAGCUGAUAGAUGCAGAGAAUGAUUUUAUGGAUACGGACCCCGCAGCUGGGACAUACACUGCAGAGGAGACAAACACUGCAGCGGAGACAGACACCGCAGCUGAAACGGACACAAAAGCUUCUGAAACGGACACAGCAGCUGAGACAGACACCGCAGCAGAGACGAACACCGCUGGUGAGACGGGUAUGGGUGCAAAUAAGUAUGUUGAGCAGCCACCUAUAAAAAAAUCUAGUCAGGUUAUAAAGGAUUGGGAAGACGGUUUGAGUCUGUUUAAGUAUCAGGAGUUUCUAAGUAAGAAAGCACUUCAAGAGGUGGUCGAUAGAGCUGCAUUUGGUGAAUGCUUUCGUUAUGUUAUCAAAAAGUCGGACCGGAGACGAUUGGUGUUAAAAUGUUGUGAAGCAACCUGUAAGUGGGGUUUACGAGCUGCAAGGAUUCCACAGACUGAAAUUUUUUCUGUUAGGAGGUACACGGGUGUGCAUACAUGCUCUCGGUCUAAUCAAAGUAAAAGCAGCAACAUCAAGAGGAAAGGCUCAGCAAAAUUAGUUGCAACUUUUCUGAAUGAGGAAUAUCCUGGAAAACUGAGCACUCCUGUUCCGAAAGAUAUCAUGGAUCUUAUAAAGUUAAAACUUGGUGUAACAAUAUCCUACUCCACAGCUUUGAGAGGGAAAAAUCUGGCUAUUUCUGAGUUGCGUGGUGGUUCGGAAGAGAGCUACAAGAUGCUAUAUAGCUACUUGUACAUGUUAGAGCAGGUCAAUCCGGGAACAAAAAUAGGGGUGAAGGUGGAUGAGGCAAAUAAGUUCAAGUGCCUCCAUAGCUCUGGGAGCUUGUAUUGA
This is a messenger RNA of Brassica oleracea var. oleracea, 1104 nucleotides long. RefSeq lists its product as uncharacterized. The transcript is spliced from 2 exons. Bases 1 to 1104 code for a protein of 367 amino acids. The record is from RefSeq and is a predicted model, not a curated record. Lineage: Eukaryota; Viridiplantae; Streptophyta; Magnoliopsida; Brassicales; Brassicaceae.